AUGUGGAACCCCACUGCUGUGCUCGCUAUACUACUGGCGGCUGCUCCUGCGAGCGUACUGUGCACUGAUGCCGCCUGCUCCCCCGAAGAAAUGGAGGAUCCUCAAAUCAAGUGCGCAUGCGUCCUGAAGGGGUACGGUUCAGAAGAGGACAAAGCGCAGUGUUUGGGACGCGAAACUGUCGAGGGACGGAAGCUGGAGCGAGUGAAGCGAUGGAUCUUCCGAAUGUCCAACAGCAACAGAGGCCAGUGCGACAACAACCAGAACAACACGGCGUCCUGCGCGGAGACGUCUGGCAACGAUGGAACACAUCAGCAGCGGCCCAGUUUGGUGGACCGGGUUUGCGAACCCGGGAGAAUCUUCAUGCAGGACUGCAACACCUGCCAGUGCAACACCCAAGGAACCGCAGCUAUCUGCACGCAGAAGGUGUGCUACGAGAACUGCCGUCCUGGAAGCAUCAAGUUCGUUAACUGCAACGUCUGCUUGUGCCACCCGUACGACUGGAAGUGCACCAACAUGAACUGUCCGCCAGAGGGAAAACCGACGCUCUGCCCAUCGUCACCGGUCAUGGAUCACCCCGCCUGCAGACAAGGAGGAAGAUACAAGAGAGAACUACGAACAGAAACAUCCACCAAGUCUUACGUGUGCUUGGGCAAAAAGUCUCAUCUCAAGAACUGCAACACUUGCAGACCGCCAGGCUGCCGGCCAAAUAUAGACGAUCCAAAACCUAUCAUUACAACGGCACGAACGCCGCCAGUCUGCCUACCGGAGAAGCCGUACCUGAAGAACUGCAACACCUGCCGCUGCCCCGAUGGCUCGGGCUACCCCUGUAAGGCGGACAAUUGCCAGCGGGGCGUGAUGUUGAAGCCGGCCGGUCUGCGGCCCAGUCUGAGGCGCAGCGCCGAGCAGCGCCAGCCACAGCCAGUACCGGAGGAGGUCGACUAUUCACAGACCCUCGGUAAGGGCCGCGCGCAGCUCCAGAGCGCCGCGAGCAGGCAGCCGGCAGCGCAGUGGGAACCAGAGUAG
Messenger RNA from Schistocerca nitens (vagrant locust), 1023 nucleotides. RefSeq lists its product as uncharacterized. NCBI's taxonomy places the organism in Eukaryota, Metazoa, Arthropoda, Insecta, Orthoptera, Acrididae. The record is from RefSeq and is a predicted model, not a curated record. Bases 1 to 1023 code for a protein of 340 amino acids. Gene Ontology annotation, molecular function: peptidase inhibitor activity. The transcript has 7 exons.